CUCAUCAUAAAAGAAGUACGAGACUGUUCAGAAUUAAUGAAGUAUUUAAAUCUGGCUUUUAUCUGUAUGAAUCUGGACACCUCUGUAUCAAGAUCAACAUUUGUUCAAAUAUCAGACUGGAAUCAUUCUUACAAAACAUUAAACCCCCAUUGCGCCAAGCAAUUAAAUCGACUUCUCAAAAAUAGAGGCACUUUGGAGAUUGUAAUAUGAAAUGGCGGAUAAGUGUUUCUUUUUCGUCGUUUUCACUGCCUUCUGCUGCCUUUCUGCUGUUUUCGCCAAUACUCCAGGAAAUUUCAAAACUUGGAUGAGCAGUGAGCCAUACAAGUCUUACAACAAGCGCAUUUUCCCACGAACUAAUCAAAAUGACAAUGUCACGGUGGACAUCAAAUACUACCUUAUUGCCAUUACUGGCUUUGACGAAGUGGCCGGAAAGAUGGAAACCGUGGGUUACCUAAAGGUCAAAUGGAACACGGAACUUCUGACAUGGACCUCUACUACUAUUCAAUCCAUUAUUCUGCCCCAAGAUAAUUUUUGGCUGCCAUCUUUGGUGGUAUCUAAUUCCAUGAGCUCGCUCUUUGAGUUGGGGCAUAAGAGUUAUCCUGUCCGGAUCAAGAAAAAUGGGGACUGUGAGUGGACGGUGGGGAUUGUAGCGAAGACAGCUUGUGCAGUUGAUGUUUCCUAUUAUCCUUUUGAUGAACAAAACUGUAAAGUUACUCUGAAUCCGUGGGGAUUCAAUGAUAAUCAGAUUUAUUUGAUGUCUUCUGAGAGCGAGAUUGACCUGACUCAUUACAUGGAAAACGUCCAAUGGGAUAUUGCUGAAACAUCCAUCGAAUCAAAAUCCGUUAGCAGUACCUCCUUUCUUCACUUCAAAAUCAACAUGAAGAGACGACCAGGCUACUUCGUUGUUAAUAUGGUCAUCCCUAUCCUUAUCCUCGGUCUACUAAAUGGUCUUGUCUUCCUCUUACCUGCAGACUCUGGAGAAAGGGUCGGUUUUGCUAUCACGGCUUUCCUCACCUUUGCUGUAUUCUUGACGUUGGUUUCUGCAAAUUUGCCAAAGGCUUCGGAACCCAUGUCACUUCUAUGUUAUUUCCUGACACUAAUGCUAGUGAUGAGUGCCCUGUCUACCGUCAUCACAAUCAUGACGCUCAGAGUUUAUCACCAAGAUGAUGGUUCUGUGGUCCCGAAAUGGCUCAGACAUGUUGUUUGUUUUCUAAAUUUUGAAAAGUGUAAGAAGUGGUGCUGUUCAGCAAAAAGAAAUAAAAAUUCGGUCCAUGCCAACACUGAUGACUUUGAAGAUGACGAGGACGAAGAAAUUGCCCCUCCACUCAAAAAGAAGAUAGGAUAUGAUGAUAAGAAGUCUGAAGUAUCCUCGGAGGAGGAGGAAGAUGACACUGCACAUGUCACAUGGAGGAAAGUUGGAAAAACCCUUGACAUUUUCUUUUUUACAUUAUUCGUGCUUGGUACUGUCAUCAUCGCAGUUUUCUUCUUAGACUACUUAUGGAAACCAUCGAUUGUGCUAUCCAAUUCCGUCAAAUCCCUCAAAGAACUUGGGCACAAAAGUUACAGGAUUCGCAUAGACAAUUCUGGGAAUCAUGAAUGGGUUGUUGGAAUUGUAUCAAAGACUGCAUGUGCUGUCGAUGUAACAUAUUAUCCUUUUGACAAGCAGUCCUGUAACAUCACCUUCAAUCCAUGGGGUUAUACCCAAGACCAGAUUGACUUGGUCACCUCCGACACCACUGUCGAUCUGACACACUACCAGGAAAAUGUAGAGUGGACCAUUGCUAGCUCUUUAGUAGAUAAAACAGUUGUGGACAAUGCUGUCUACGUCAACUUUGUGCUGAACCUGGACAGAAAACCAGGCUACUUCAUUAUCAACAUGAUUAUCCCUAUUCUCAUCCUCAGUCUUUUGAAUGGUCUCGUAUUUCUCCUUCCGGCAGACUCUGGUGAACGUGUAGGAUACGCAAUUACAGCUUUCCUAACCUUCGCCGUCUUCCUUUCCAUGGUCUCUGAAAAUCUCCCUAAAGCAUCCGAACCAAUGUCUAUGUUAUGUUAUUUCUUAACCCUAAUGUUAUGUCUUAGCGCUCUGUCCACCAUUAUAACGAUUCUGAUUCUCCGAGUUCAUCAUCAACAUGAGGAGUCAGAAGUUCCCAAAUUCCUGCGCCACAUUAUUGCAUUCAUCAAAUGUGAUAAAUGCAGAAAGUGGUGCUGUUCCGACGACAAAGUCCGAGAAAUAAACCCCGAUGAUGAAGAAGAGGAGGAGGAAGAUGAAAAUGGUGAUCUAGGGAAGAACCCUGACGACACGAAGCACAUUACGUGGAAGGUUGCAGCUAGAGUUUUGGACUAUUUCUUUUUCCUUGUUUUUCUUGGAGGAACAUCGGCCAUUACUGUCUUGUUUCUUAUUCCACUUGCAAUGGCUGGUUGAGAGAGAAAGAGAGAAUCUAUGUAGCUGCAUCCAAACUGAAUACAUAUUUUGAAUAAAAUUGUAAAUAUCCUA
Ostrea edulis (European flat oyster) is the source of this 2494-nucleotide messenger RNA. Its product is annotated as neuronal acetylcholine receptor subunit beta-3-like. NCBI's taxonomy places the organism in Eukaryota, Metazoa, Mollusca, Bivalvia, Ostreida, Ostreidae. The coding region runs from base 212 to 2422 and encodes 736 amino acids. Gene Ontology annotation, cellular component: synapse; neuron projection; membrane. Gene Ontology annotation, biological process: monoatomic ion transmembrane transport; regulation of membrane potential; signal transduction. The transcript is spliced from 4 exons. The record is from RefSeq and is a predicted model, not a curated record. Gene Ontology annotation, molecular function: transmembrane signaling receptor activity; extracellular ligand-gated monoatomic ion channel activity; neurotransmitter receptor activity.